Messenger RNA from Mesorhabditis spiculigera, 1077 nucleotides. The record is from the annotation of a GenBank genome assembly. NCBI's taxonomy places the organism in Eukaryota, Metazoa, Nematoda, Chromadorea, Rhabditida, Rhabditidae.
AUGAGCACCAUAAAGCUGACACCGAAACCGCUUCGAGCUGUCUCACGGGCGCUAGCCACCCGCGUCGACAACCGCACCAAGAUGCAGUCGUCGACGCUGUCGCUGGUCGGCAACACGCCGCUCCUCAAGUUGAACAAGAUCACGAAGGGACUGUCGGCCACCAUCGCCGCCAAGAUCGAAUAUUUCAACCCGGCCUGCUCGGUGAAGGACCGCAUCGCGUUGGCGAUGAUUGAGGACGCCGAAAAGAAGGGAAUCAUCCAGCCCGGAAAAACUGUACUCGUCGAGCCCACUUCCGGCAAUAUGGGCAUUGCGCUGUCGAUGCUGUGCGCCGCUCGGGGCUACAAACUGAUCCUGACGAUGCCGUCUUCAAUGUCGCACGAGAGGCGAGCCCUGAUGAAGGCGUACGGCUCGCUGGUGGUGCUCACCAACCCGGCGACGGCCAUCAAAGCAGCCGUUGAACGGGCUGCAGAGCUGGUUGACCGAAUCCCGAAUGCACACAUGCUCAAUCAGUAUUCGAAUCCCUCGAACCCCGAAGCCCACUACCACAGCACCGGACCCGAAAUCUGGGAGCAGACCGAGGGGAAGGUAGACAUUGGCGUUUUCGGCGUCGGAUCUGCUGGUACAUUCACUGGAGUCGGACGUUAUCUGAAGGAGAAGAACCCAAACAUACAGAUGUACCCGGUUGAGCCUCACGAGUCGUCGGUGAUCAACGGCCUCCCACACACCCCCCACAAGAUCCAGGGAAUCGGUGUCGCUUUCAUCCCCGACAACCUCGACCAGUCCCUCUUCAGUGAAGCACUCAGAGUGCAUUCCGAUGACGCCAUCGCAAUGGCGAAGCGUCUGGCCAAGGAGGAAGGAAUCCUUGGAGGUAUUUCGUCCGGCGCCAACCUCGUCGCAGCCAUGCGGCUAGCCGAACGCCCCGAAAACAAGGGCAAAUUCAUCGUGACCGCCGUCAACAGUUUCGGCGAGCGAUAUUUGUCUACCGCCCUCUACCAAGAUAUCCAAGCCGAAGCUCAAAGCAUGGGCGAGACCACAAUUGAUCAAGACCUUGAAAACGUGCACAAGUGGUUGAAAGUC